AGGCACGUGACGCGUUCCUUGGCAAAUGGAGACUGGAGUAGCCUUCCGUUGAGCAUGGCAAUUGAGAUACUAUUCCGUUUUACCUUAUUUGUCAAAAAGUGCUAAACCCAAGGUUGGUUUGGUCAAGACCAUUGAGACCAAAUUGGGACAUUAAAUCGUCCCACGAGAUUCAGACGACGAAUAAUGGCGCACUGGUUUCACCGUAAUGUGUUAAAAGCAACAUCGAAUCAGAAGUUUGAGUUAAAAGUCUCCAAUCCUACGGACGCCACUAGAAAGCUUUGCAGUGACUUAAAGCUGUCAAGAGCCAGACUGUUGGAUCUAAUAAAAAAUGCAAACAAUACCAGUGACACAAUAGAGCCUGCGUUUCUUAGUUAUCUGAGUUUGUUGUAUGGAUUUUUAUGGGAAGUCAAUCCAUCCGAGGAAGAGGCUCAAUAUGUUGGUAGACCCAAUCCUAGCAAGCUCAGAAAUGUUCUCAUGUUCAAGUGGACACACACAUUACUUGGUGGUGGCACAUUCUCUAGCGCCGAUUCUGUUUAUGAAGCAGCUAAUAUGAGUGUCAAUGUAGGCCUAUGGUUUAUGAAACAUGCGGCAAUGAUUGCUGCAAAAGAUGACAUAACAAUGAACGAGGCUAAAGAAGUACACAGUAUACUAAGACGAGCUGCUGGAAUAUUUACCUUUGUACAGACUGAAUUUUUGCCGCAGUUGGAUAGUCCACCACCUUUGGGAAGUGAUUUAGAUCCUCGUGUACUAAAUGCAUACGUUAAUCAAUGCACAGCAGAAGCACAAGAAGUGACAGUGGCUAGAGCAGUAGAGCUCAAACAUAAUUCUAGCUUGAUAUCAGCUUUAGCCAAUGAAACCAGUAAAUUGUUUCUGGAUGCUGCCAAUACUCUUCGUCCAUUUAAGCCAGAAAUAAUCGCCCAAUGGACAAAAUAUUUGGAGCUUAAAUCAGCGUUUUAUCAAUCUUACGCUUAUAAUUAUUGCGGUGAAAACUUAUUAGCAAUGGAUAAGUGCGGCGAAGCGAUACGAGCGAUGCAGGAAAGCGAUUCAUGUUUAAAAAAGGCGAAAGCACUCUGUCAAGAAUACGGAAAAACGAACGGGCCUGCGCCUCGCGUUAAACCAGAUCAGCACGCUGUAUUUAGACGAUUGGCGCCUAUAGUGAAGCUUACUCUUGAUAAAUGUAAUCGAGAAAAUGGAUUAAUAUAUCAUCAUACAGUACCAGGUGAAAUUCCAGCUUUGGAUACUAAAGCUACUUAUGGCUUAGUCAGCCCGAUUGAUUUCCAAAUGCCAUCACCAAAUCCUAUCUGGAAUUUGGGUACAUAUAAAGUAUUAGCCGGAGUAGCGGCAGCGAAAGCAGAAAAAGAGCAGAAUUUGCCGCCAGUUAAAGAAGAGGUGAUCCAUCAAAGUAGUAAGGAGCCGAAAAACGCAAGCGGUUGCACGUUACAAUAAGGCUUUCUACGUGUAUUGAUAUAAGCCGUUUGUAAAUGCUUUUUCUUUUUGUGUCACGGUGAUAUUAAUUUUAAUUGCGACAGACAUGUGUGGGCGACGAUCGAAUUAAACAUGUGUGCGCAUCGUAUGCACACAAGUACAAAUCUGGUUGUGUGAAACAUGAAGUAUUAAUUUGUUAGAUAAAAAGAAGAAUACAGGAUCAUUAUCUGUUAUCAUAAAUACUACAAACGUACUUCAUUCAGUAUUAAAUAUCGCGUUAUGCAACGGAUAGAUAAACGACUGCAAAAGAGAUUAAUCUAACAUAUCAGUGUACAUCUAUUUUGUUCUGCACAUGUCUGAAACUUUUUAGCAGGCAUCUUUUACAUUUGUGUCAAUGUGAAGUAACAUAUGUGACGCGAGAUUCAUAUGUAAUUUGCUUUUAUCGUAGAUAAUCGAUACUAUGACUAUCAUUGUAGGUACAAGCAACUCCUUGCCGACAGUAAGGAAUUGUUAAUGUCGCAGACAUUAUUUUAAUCGCUACGUUUGAUCUAGUCAAUGCUUUAGUGAAACUAAAUUUUUUUUAAUUGGUAAUGCGAGGAAGCGUUUUCGCAAAUAAUGUGCAUUACCAGUAUUAUACAUGUAUUAUAACAAAG
This is a messenger RNA of Trachymyrmex septentrionalis, 2078 nucleotides long. Its product is annotated as BRO1 domain-containing protein BROX-like. The coding region runs from base 184 to 1446 and encodes 420 amino acids. Lineage: Eukaryota; Metazoa; Arthropoda; Insecta; Hymenoptera; Formicidae. The record is from RefSeq and is a predicted model, not a curated record. The transcript has 7 exons.